AUGCCUCCAAGACGAAGAAGACGCGGUUUGGAAUUAGGUUUGAUUUUAUUAUUUAAUGAAUUAUUAAUAUUUGGAAUGAAAAACAUUCCUCCAGUUACUCUUGGAGCUAUUUUGGGCCAGACUUUAUUAUAUAUGGGAAUCAUAAAUGUACCGUGGGAAAAAGAAGAAGUGUGUAUUAGCGGCAAUUCCAUCAUAAACGACAAAGACUGGAAACGUUUGUUUUUAUCUGCCGUUGAACACGGAGAUGACAUGCAUUUAUAUUUUAAUAUGGCUUCUUUUCUUAUUAAAGGCCGAUCACUAGAAGCCAGAUAUGGCAGUAAAAAUUUUGCUAUAAUUUUGACUUUUUUAACCAUAGUCACUAGUCUAAUGUAUGUUAUACUGGCAUUUAUAAUGUCAAAUGUUAUGGAAGCUACUUCAUAUAUGGAUUCUUGUGCCAUUGGCUUUUCAGGAGUGAUUUUUGCUCUAAAAGUUUUAACUACUCAUGAAGAACCUUAUAUUAGAGCAAUGUUGCUCGGUGUUGAUAUUCCUGGAAAAUAUGCUGCUUGGGUUGAGUUGAUCAUAAUUCACAUGUUGGUUCCAAAUUCUUCAUUUAUGGGCCAUUUUGCUGGAAUUCUAAGUGGUGUUAUAUAUUGUAAAUCAUUUAUCGGAUUAUUUCUUGAUAACUUACUACUACAUAUUUCAGGUGAACCAAUAAUUCAUGGAAAUGAUUUCUUUGGAUUUUUUCCAAAAGAGCAAGAAGAAGAAGCAGUAGUAAAUAUUGAUAACAAUGAAAAUUAUGAAAAAAUGAAUUAUGGGUGGCAUCAACCAUUAUAUGAUGAUGCGGAUGAAUCAGUAGAAUUAGACAGUAGAUAUUCUUAUUUCUAA
Messenger RNA from Pediculus humanus corporis (human body louse), 864 nucleotides. RefSeq lists its product as uncharacterized. Lineage: Eukaryota; Metazoa; Arthropoda; Insecta; Psocodea; Pediculidae. The record is from RefSeq and is a predicted model, not a curated record. Gene Ontology annotation, cellular component: membrane. Bases 1 to 864 code for a protein of 287 amino acids. Gene Ontology annotation, molecular function: serine-type endopeptidase activity. The transcript has 4 exons.